AUGGAUCGUUCUCUUCUUAUUCUCUUUGGCUCAGAAACGGGCUGUGCACAAGAUGUAGCAGAAAACUUGGCAAGACAAGCAAGACGUCGUCAUUUCAAGACAAGAGUGAUUGCCAUGGAUAACUAUGACAAGAGUCAGUUUGUAGAGGAAAAAUUGGUCUUUUUUGUAUGUUCCACUACUGGCCAGGGUGUAGAGCCUGCCAAUAUGAAGAAAUUUUGGAGAUUCUUGCUUCGAAAAAAUCUACCAAAUGACAUUUUGUGUGAUUUAGAUUGUGCAGUGCUUGGAUUAGGCGAUUCUUCGUAUAGAAAGUUCAACUAUCCAUCAAAGAAGCUGUACAAGAGAUUGUUGCAAUUGGGUGCAAAUAUGAUUGUUGACAGAGGAGACUGCGAUGAUCAGCAUUACUUGGGCUUGGACGGUGCAUUUGUACCAUGGGCAAAGAACCUAUGGGAUGUUGUGUUGGAGAAAUACCCUACAUCAGAGCCAUUGAUCCCGGACGAUGUCUUGUUGCCGCCUAGCUUCAGGAUGGAAUUCAUCACCGAUGGUCAAGCACAGCCUCAAACAACACUUGCUGGCGAAUUCAAUCUCGUCGUGCAGAAAAACGAACGCAUCACAGCAGACGAUCACUUUCAAGAUGUACGCCAUAUAGAGCUAACGUGUACAGAAGAAGAUUUCAAAUAUGAACCCGGAGACAUUGCAGUGAUUACACCAAAGAACUUGGUGGAGGAUGUCGAUAUGUUCUUUGAGCAAUUGGGUUGGACGGAGCACGCUGACAAAUUGAUUCGAUUUACACCUUUUGAUGAGUUCCAUACACUGCCAGCACAUUGGCCAUCGAUCAUGACAUUUAGAGAUCUAUUUGUAUGCUACUUGGAUGUGUUUGGUGUCCCUCGUAGAUCAUUCUUUGAGAUGCUGGCGAACUUUACUACGGAUGAAAAUCAUACUGAAAGAUUGCGCGAAUUUGCAUCGCCCGAGGGACAGGAAGAUAUGUGGGCUUACUGUGCGAGACCACGUCGACAUAUCGGUGAAGUCUUGUUUGAUUUCAAGCCGUUUGAUAUUCCAUUUGAUUACAUGCUCGAUUUAUUCCCUCAAUUGCAGCCUCGGUCCUUCUCGAUUGCAUCCAGCUUGAAUGUACAUCCCAAAUCCCUGGAAUUAUGCGUUGCAGUCGUCAAAUACAAGACCAAAAUGAGGAAGAUCCGCCGUGGUGUGUUUACUAAAUGGAUGUCCACCUGGAAAGAAGGAGACGUGAUACCGCGUGUCCGCAUUGCAAAGGGUACAAUGACACUGCCGCCCUCAGAGGAUAUACCGUUGAUCGCCAUCGGGCCAGGAACAGGCGUUGCGCCUAUGAGAUCAUUUUUAGAAGAAAGGGUUGUUGAACAAGGAGCUACCCAAAACGUCCUGUUGUUUGGUUGCCGCUACCAUGAUAAGGAUUUUUAUUUUAAAGAUCAAUGGCAGGAAUACGAAAAAAAUGGCCAGCUUGUCUUGCUCACAGCAUUCUCAAGAGAUCAAGAUAGCAAAGUCUAUGUGCAAGAUAAAAUUCGACAGCAUUCUGAAUUCUUGUGGGAUCUCAUCGAGAACCAGCAAGCCAAGGUGGUGCUUUCGGGCUCCUUGGACAAGAUGCCUGGUGAGGUAGCUUAUGCAUUCAAGCAGAUAUUUAUGAAAGAAGGAGGAUUAGAUGCAGAAGAAGCGGAAAGCUAUUUUUCAGACAUGGUCAAAUCAGGGCAAUACCAAGAAGAAUGCUGGAAUUAA
Messenger RNA from Mucor velutinosus, 1743 nucleotides. RefSeq lists its product as uncharacterized. The record is from RefSeq and is a predicted model, not a curated record. The transcript has 5 exons. Gene Ontology annotation, cellular component: cytosol. NCBI's taxonomy places the organism in Eukaryota, Fungi, Mucoromycota, Mucoromycetes, Mucorales, Mucoraceae. Gene Ontology annotation, molecular function: FMN binding; NADPH-hemoprotein reductase activity; flavin adenine dinucleotide binding. Bases 1 to 1743 code for a protein of 580 amino acids.